Molecule: messenger RNA, 1878 nt
Organism: Boleophthalmus pectinirostris (great blue-spotted mudskipper)
Lineage: Eukaryota; Metazoa; Chordata; Actinopteri; Gobiiformes; Gobiidae
Gene: espnlb
Product: espin like b
Exons: 7
Coding region: 1-1878 (625 amino acids)
Biological process (GO): actin filament bundle assembly
Cellular component (GO): cytoplasm
Molecular function (GO): actin filament binding
Source: RefSeq, a predicted model, not a curated record
AUGUAUGUUACCGGCAGGGAGAUAAAAGACAGACUGGCUAAUUCAAAAAUUCACAUGGAGAACAUCAAGCAGCCGGUGAAGGAGGUCCCCCCCCUGCCUCGGCACCCCUCCCAACUUCCUGUCACCUCUUCCUAUGGGAAUCCUGCUCCCAGCUCCAAAAAACACCCAGGCUCCCUUCAGCAUGUGCAAGUGGCCUCAUCAGUGGUAUCAUCGUUCAACUACUUGCGGCCUCCAGAGAGAGAUCUUACGCCAACAUCCCACAUGAAAGCUGUCAAGUCCAUGAAACAGGCAGGGCUCACAGCGGUUUUCACUGGACAAAAUGUAAAUGAGGAGGUCCAGGAGAUGAUGCCUCUCGCUGAUGUGAUCCUGGCUGACAUCGACGCCUUAGUGCCAACUCACGAUGAAGCUGGACUUCCCAUCGUGGAGUGGAAAAGACAGGUGAUGGUACGACAGCUACAAGUCAGACUGCUGGAUCAAGAAGAAGAUAUUAAACAGAGUGCAGCACCAACCCAACCUUCAUUUGAUGACUAUAAAUACUCUGAAGCUCAUAAUGCAGUCUUGGGUCCUUUUGGCGAGCUGCUAAGUGAAGAUGACAUAGUUUAUCUCCAAAAGCAGAUUGAAAAUGUUUCACUGCAGAAGAGGUGCCAGGUCUAUGAGCUGGAACUGACCAGGCUCACUAAAGAGCUGAAGGCAAUUUUCCCCGAUCCUAUCGUCAAUAUUUCCCUAAACACAGAAGCCCUUCAGCAAAUGGAUGAAGAGGGACGGCGCACACUGCAAAAUUGGUGCAGCCGUGUUUCUGAAAUGGUCAAAAACAUGUCAUUGCUUUUAGCUCAUUUAAGUCAAAUAACUGAAGAGAAAGACACAGAAGAAGCUCAUAGGAUACCCCACAUCGGCAUGGCAACAGCUUUCAGUCAUCGUUUAGAAGCUAGCACUUACAACAGAGCCCAAAGGGACAAGGUGAAACAGGAAAUUCAGGAAUCUGGUGUAUCGGUGAGCAGUCUCCGAACAAACUUUGAAGGUCAGAUUGGUGGGGUCUAUCCUUUUGCAGGUGUUUUGAAAGAAGAUAUGGGAAAGGAUUAUUCUGCUGAAAUCAAAAACAUACCAGUGAUGGAGAGCACCAGUCUGAGAAAAGAGCGCAUUGUUGUGUUGUUUCUAAGUCACUGGAAAAAGUCAGCUUAUGCUAUAUCAAAGAGAUCAGGAAAGAUGAAACAGAGUAAAUAUCAAGCAACCACACAGCAACACAAGGGGAACUCCAUGCUUCACUUCUGUCAGCAAAAAUGUGCAGUUGACAAGAUGCUGAACUCAUGGAAGACUAGACUAGACAUCAGUGAUACCCAUAGGAAACACAGCAAGCUUCCCUCUGUAACCUACUCUCCUGAGCAGUUUGUACCUGACGCGAAUGGCGAUGCUGUGACCUACGAUAGCUUAACUCUUGAUCUAUUCAUGCUGGGGUAUUUUCACAUCCUUGAGCAGCCGCUGUCAGCAGAGGAAAGAAAAAUGAGGCAUCUGCUGUGCUUUGAGGUGUUCGACCAUGUUGGCACGUUCCCCUGGGAGACGGUAAGAGAUUUCCAUAAAGCCGUUUUGCAAGAAAUACAGACCGGAAGACGUCAAUGGAGCGAUGGGUUCGAUGACAUUAAAGUGCACUUCUUUGGAGACUCCAAAGCGUACUGCUAUCCCACCAUGUCAGUUUUGCAUGAGUCCAAGCUGGUGCCCCAUGUAAGAGUCCACUCCUCUGGCCCUGGUGAGUGCAUGGGUGGCACAGAUGUAUCCUGUUUCAACAAUGAAGAAGACAUUUGUAAAUAUAUUGAUCGUAGCUUCGCCUUCUGGAAAGAGAAGGAGGCAGAGCUGUUUGACUUUGAGCAUACAUCUAAAGGGUAA